Molecule: messenger RNA, 3559 nt
Organism: Uloborus diversus
Lineage: Eukaryota; Metazoa; Arthropoda; Arachnida; Araneae; Uloboridae
Gene: IntS2
Product: integrator complex subunit 2-like
Exons: 18
Coding region: 98-3559 (1153 amino acids)
Biological process (GO): snRNA 3'-end processing
Cellular component (GO): integrator complex
Source: RefSeq, a predicted model, not a curated record
AAAGCAGCCAAGUGGUUUAUUAGAGUUAAAAUUGUGGGAAAAUACAUUAAAACUAUGAAAUGAAAUCGCAAAAUCCCAAUUUAUUAAUUUUUUAAAAAUGUCUUCAAAACUAUUUGUUUUGCCAAAAGCUUUUGCCGCUAUUCAACGAGUAAACACAGAUGAACUUUCUCAAUUAAGUGAGACAGAGUUAAGACCGCUAUUGCCAUGUCUCGUUCGAAUGGCUCUUUGUGCACCUUUAGAUCAAUCAUGGGAAUGGGCGCAAAAGCGCAAAGUAAUUUUACAACUCCUUUCUGGAAUCGAAGUUGUCAAUUCUCUUGUUGCUCUUCUUUCGAUAGAUUUCCAUGCUUUAGAAAUCGACGUUAGAAAGGAACAACAAAGGUUUCUUAGAUUUGGCCCUUCUGGUGGCGAAAGUGUAUUAAUUUCAUCCUGUCCAAAUGGAUUAGCAUUAGAGUUCGAACGUAGUGAUGCAGCAAGGAGACUCAGAUUGUUUCUCAGCGAGUUGAUCUCGGUGAUGGUCCAAGUUAAAGAAGGAUUUUUUGAUGGAUUACAAAAUGCUGAAUUGUUUGAAAGUAUUGUUUAUUUGGAUGAAAUAGCAGAUGUUCUCUGUAUAGCACAAGCAGAAUUACCAGGAUUGUUGUUCAUACCAGAUAUUGCUGAAGCUCUGCUGCACGUUCCAAAUGGAAUCUAUUUAUUAAGUCGACUAGUUGCCAACUCUCCAGAUAGCUUUCAAGAAGUAUGCACAACUCUUAUUACCAAUGGGGACAAGCAAGAUGAAGAUUCACCUCUUGGAAAAACUCGAAUACAAGCUUUGCGAGUUUUGUGCCAAAUGAAUAUGCCUGAGAUUCUUUCAGUGAGAGGAAAAGCAGUAGAGCUUUGUCACAUGCCUGGCUUGACAAUAAUUCUUUCAUUGGAUUACUGUCGUUUAGAGCAAGGCAGUUAUGUAAAUCAUGAUUCGGUUGUUGGAGACCUAGUGGCUUUCAUCAGUGGUUUAUUGCUAGGAAGUGAUGACAAAGUUAGAAAUUGGUUUGGUCAAUAUUUCAGAAACUGCCAGAAGAAGCCUGAAGGUGAUGGAAAUUCAGUACUUCAUAUGCUGAGGGAAGAGUUGCUUCAAAGGCUCAAAAAUUUAGUUUUAUUUAGCAUUGAUCAUCACAAUUUACCUGAUGCAAAAGUUGUUCAAGCAAGUUCUUUAUUAAGAUUAUAUUGUGCAUUGCGAGGAAUAGCUGGUCUUAAGUUCAAUGAAGAAGAAAUAAAUCUUUUGCUUCAGUUGCUAACAUCUCAUCCACCUCCUAGUCCAGCUGGCAUAAGAUUUGUGUCGCUUGCUCUCUGUAUGUUAUUAGCAUGCCCAUCUCUUUUAACAACAGUUGAACAAGAAAAAAGAGCCACUGACUGGAUACAAUGGCUUUUAAAAGAAGAAAGUAAUUUUGGAAGCACAAGUGGAGUAAAUGCUUCCUUCGGUGAAAUGUUGUUGUUAAUUGCAAUACACUUUCACAGUAAUCAGAUAACUUCUAUCACAGAUUUGGUGUGUUCUACCUUAGGCAUGAAGAUUGUGAUCAGAUCAAAUAAUUUAGCUAGAAUGAAAAAUAUUUUUACACAAGAAAUAUUCACUGACCAGGUCGUUACUGCUCAUGCUGUGAAAGUUCCUGUGACAAAAAAUUUGAGUAGGAAUGUGACUGGCUUUUUACCGGUCCACUGCAUACAUCAACUUUUGAAAAGUAGAGCUUUCACUAAGUACAAAGUUCCCAUAAAAGACUGGAUUUACAAACAAGUUUGUUGCACUGUCCCACCGUUACAUCCCGUUUUGCCUCCUUUAAUAGAAGUUUAUGUGAAUUCUGUGUUAACUCCUAGUUCAAAAGGUUCCAUUGACACUACAAAUGAACCAAUCUCUGAAGAAGAAAUUCUUGCUGUUUUCUCCAAAUCGGUAUUUUUAUCAACUGAGCAAAGCAAAAACAAUGUCCAUUCGCCAGUUAAGGAGUCCUUGAAGAAAGAAGAGAGUUCCUCUCUAUCCUCUCAACUUCUCCUUUUGUAUUAUUUAUUAUUGUAUGAAGAUACAAGACUUUCAAAUAUGAAGAAUAUUUUACUCAGUGACCGAAAAGUCAAACGAUACUCACCUCAGUUUAUUGCUCAAAUUCCAAUUUUCUACCUGAUUCAGAGAGCUCAAAAAGAUCAAGAACAAUUUGCCGGCUUAUUUUCUCCUCUUUUGAGAUUAUUAACAAUGCACUAUCCUCAUCUGUGUCUAGUGCAGCCAUGGCUAACUGAUGAAGAUGACAUUGACUUAGCCCUCAAUAAUUGUCGUGUUAAGCUUCAUAAGUGGCCUGAAAAAGGAUUCAAUCAUGAUAGUUUGGAUAAAGCCUUUGAACAAGUGGAGAAUUGUCCGUUUCAGCUGCUAUCCCACUUGGACCAUCUUUUGUCCCUUUCUGUGCAACAAUUAUGGCCAUAUGCUUCAAAAUUUGUUUCCUAUAUGCCUAGAUUGUUGGACCAUUCAGAUUACUUGCAAAUUUUGAUUAAAGCAAAGAAAUUAUGGUGGAAAUUCAAUUCAAUUUUCCCCCGUAAACUGUGGGUGAUGACUGUGAAUGCUUUUCCUCAAAAAAUUUACAAAACAGCUCGCAAGCUUACAUUGGAUGAUAUUAUUCUAGAUCCACUUCACGUUCUUAGGUGUGAUAAAAGAAUAUUUAGGUGUCCUCCUUUUAUGGAAAUAAUUCUUCAUAUGCUGCAAGCAUUUCUUGCAGCCUCAAGGACACAUCUUCUGCACCAUACACUUGAACAGCCUAUGCUAGAGAAAACUGGACUUUUAGAAACUGAGAAGGACAGAGAAGACUUAAGAACUGCUUUGGUAGCAGCUCAAGAAAGUGCUGCUGUGCAGAUAUUGUUGGAAUGUUGCUUGCCCACUGAAGAAGAUCAAAAAGAAACUGGUUUGUUAACUAAUCUUAGAGAAAUUCAAAGCUUAAUAUGCUCUCAUCUUCAUCAAGUUUUCAUAUCUGAACCUAGUCUAGCAAAGUUGGUGCACUUUCAGACAUAUUCAAGUGAACUUUUACCAGUUGUUGUUUCAUCUGUUCCAUCUUUGCACAUUUGUUUAGAUUUUCUACCAGAACUUUUAAGUCAAGCAGAUUUAGAUAAACAGGUUUUUGCUAUUGAACUGGCUUCUCAUUUAUGUUCUCAGUAUGCUAUUUCAAAGUCUUUGAACAUUGCAAAAUUGUGCAUUAAUGUGUGCAAUACACUGCUUGGAGUGUUACCAAGUACUAUGCAUAACAAACUGUUUUUACCUGCUUUACCUGCUCUCAUUCGAAUGUGUGAAGCAUUUCCACCCUUAUGUGAAGAUGUUGCUCUUUUAUUGUGCCAGUUAGGACGAGUUUGCUUAUCUCGGAUUUGCGCCACAUCAAGUGUUGCACCUACAACUGCAGAUUUGUUGUUACCAAUGGAUGAAGUUAACCAACUGACAGAUUUCAAGAAGCUUGAAGUCAUAGUGAAUAAGCUGGACUCGGAUAAUGAUUUAUGUUAUGCCAUUCAAAAAGCAUUUGUUGAUUUGUGUUACACAAUAACACUUGACAGAACAUUGUAUUAG